AUGGACGUGUUUGUGCGCAUCCUGCAGCCCGAGCGCUAUGAGCUGUGGAAGCGCGGGGAGGACCGCACUGGCGUGGACCACGUGGAGCCCAGGGCGCUGGGCAGCCAGCAGCUGAGCGCCUGGAGGGAGAGCCGGGCGGCCUGCAGGUCAGCGCUGGGCCUGAUGCACCUGAAGCCCCUUCAGGCCAUGCACACCCCUCGAUUAGUGCGCAGGGGCCUUGGGUCCCAUUGUGGCCGCACCCCUUUGCACCAGCCAUCCCUGGGCCCCUGGCCAGCCCCGGGUUCUGCCUCCACCGCCCAGCCCGCGGCCUUCUGCUCCAUGAAGCCCGACCCAUCAUCCUCACAGCCAACCUCCGGCCCAUCUACCCAGGAUCUCCAGCCAACUGGUUGUGGUCAUCCUGGGGAACAGGGGACUCAAGAGUUGAUUGUUCAGGCCCCGGCUAAGAGGCGCCGCCUGGUGGGCGCUGUGCGCACAGCGCCAGAUCUCCAAGUCCAGCCUGUGCCUGAGGACAAAUCUUCCUUGGACAGCCAGCAUCCUGUGUGGGCUUCAGGGUGCUAUUGUGCCUCUGACCUUCAAUCCUUGGGGCCCCCAUUGGAUCCCGAUGAACCCAUGCACCCUGGCCCGUGCCUACUCUCUAUGGACAGGAUUCCAGUCACUUUUUCUGACAUUGUCCCACCAACUCCUCGCUGUGUCGCUGACGUUGUAAGGAUGGACCACUCUUAUGCCAAAAUCUCCUGGACCCCUGACUGUGAUUCCCUGGUGCUAAAGCUAGAGGCAGCUACCUCUCUGGGGUCCUGGGACACGUUCCCUGCCAUUGGGUGGUCUUUCACCUUUGAGCCCAUCACUGAUGAAGAUUUAGCCAAAUAUGGCUGUAUCUGA
Messenger RNA from Pipistrellus nathusii (Nathusius's pipistrelle), 879 nucleotides. Lineage: Eukaryota; Metazoa; Chordata; Mammalia; Chiroptera; Vespertilionidae. The record is from the annotation of a GenBank genome assembly.